AGGUAGCAGUCAGUGCAAUGGGAUAGAGGAGAGCGAGGAGGAGGAGGAGGAGAGUGAAUGAGAGCUGCUGGAUCUGCCUUGCCUGCGUGCCUGCCUGUCGUCUGCUGAAGCUGGGUUUACUGCCGCGCCACGCUGCACUGGCACAGAGCAGAGUCACGGCCCAUUUGCACCACCGUCUGCACUCUCAGCACCAACACGGAGCCACACAGCACCGGUUCUUACCCCAGCGACACCCACCAGCAAGUAAAUCCAGGGGCAGAGCUCACCAGGCUUUCUCCAUCACCAAGGGGGGGACGCAGCAGCUACAAAGGGGGCCUGACGCUACAAUUUAGGCACCAGCUGCUACUUUAACCAAAUCCCCCUCCACCUUAUCCCAUCCUUACCAACACCACCAUCACUCCUCUCUUGCUCCUCCCUAUGCCCUUGUCCGCGGCGGCUCCUCUCACCUCCCUGGCCAGUAUAUGGAUAGAAGCUCCCUGUUUCAGCUCAUACAAGAGCAGGUAAGCGAGUGAGCAGGCAGCGGCAGAGGUUUCUAUGGUUACGGGCUCCUGGCCACCUCGCCGUCUAUCCAGGGAUUGAGACGUGGAGGCUGGGGGUGAGAGCUGAUGUUAAGAUUGAUAGCAGGGGCUGUUUGCACGGGCAAAAUGAGAGCGUGAGACAACACGACGGACGCAAGCAUCAUGGAGCCAUGUGGGCCCAGAGAAUGUGAGCUGGACCCAGACAACACCGGUUUCAUCGCAGUGGAGAACUUCACCAGCUUGGUGGAGCACCAUGAGCUGCAGCUGGACCCGUCCAAACUGGACAUGCUGUUAGCCCUGGUCCAGAGCAAUGAAGAGGGACAGGUGUGCUACCAGGAGCUCAUCGAGCUGAUGAGCAGUAAGCGCUCCAGCAGUUUCCGACGGGCCAUUGCGAAUGGCCGCCGAACGCUGCAAAGGGAGAUCCUGCUGGACGAGACGGGGCUCGGUCUGUACAAACGUUUUGUGCGCUAUGUGGCCUACGAGAUCCUGCCCUGCGAGACGGACCGGCGCUGGUACUUCCACCAGAACCGCCUGUGUCCCCCGCCUGUCUUCAUUGCCAUCGUCACCAUCGUACAGAUUAUCGUGUUCAUGUGCUAUGGCAUCAUGCUAAACAAGUGGGUACUGCAGACCUAUCAGCCCGACUUCAUGAAGAGCCCCUUGGUCUAUCAUCCCGGCCACCGUGCACAAGUGUGGCGCUUCUUCAGCUACAUGUUCAUGCACGUUGGUUUGGAGCAGCUGGGGUUCAACGCUUUAUUGCAGCUGAUGAUUGGCGUUCCUUUGGAGAUGGUCCAUGGCAUCUUACGAAUAAGUCUGCUUUACAUGGCAGGAGUGCUGGCUGGCUCACUGACAGUGUCCAUCACCGACAUGCGUGCUCCAGUGGUGGGGGGCUCCGGAGGGGUCUACGCUCUGUGCUCAGCACAUCUGGCCAACGUCGUCAUGAACUGGGCCGGGAUGCGUUGUCCGUACAAGCUGCUCCGCAUGAUCCUGGCGCUAGUUUGCAUGAGUUCGGAGGUGGGUCGUGCAGUCUGGCUCCGCUUCUCACCGCCGCUGCCCUCCUCGGGGCCCCAGCCCAGCUUCAUGGCACACCUAUCGGGGGCCGUGGUCGGUAUCAGCAUGGGGCUGCUGAUUCUGCGCAGCUAUGAGGAGAGUCUGCAGAAACAGUGCUCUUGGUGGGUCAUCGUCUUCUCCUUCAUCACCUUUCUCCUCUUCGCCAUCUUCUGGAACAUCUUUGCAUAUGAGCUGCUGGGGGUGCAGAUACCGCCGCCUCCCUGAUGAAGGCCCCCCCCUCCCUCAACAGGUCCUCCCCCACAUACAUACUGACUCCAACCCUGCUCCAAACAAAGGCUCCCCUUUGACCAUCGUUAAUAUUUCCUCUAAAGUUAAACCCAAAUGAAAUGAUAUGAUAUCAUUCGAAACUAAAAAAUCAACCAAGAAUCCUUUUUUACAGAUACUUUGCAAAUCAAAGAAAUAUGUCUCUUUUAUUAAAGAGGGAUUACAGUAGCAACACGUACAGGUGAACGUUCCUCAGAUCCAUUUUGAGGAGCAUUAUAUCUUUUUAUACAUACGUUGAAAUUUCAUCCACAUUACCAGCACUAACCUUUCAGUGAGCAUUUAGCCAUUGUGCUCUUUAUAUCAGAGGCUUUUUGAACAGCUGUUUCUUUGAGUGCAUCUUGCAUACACGUAAAGAAGAAUCAGAGUUGAUGACGCGUGUCUGUGGUGAAAGGGAAAGAGAAUUAAAGGGAGGAAAACCGUAGGAGUGUGUGUUGCAAUGGUGACAACGCUGAGAAAUGUUUCAUGGAGGUUUGCUUAAAGGCACUUAAGCAGAGUAGACACCUGCAUCUGAGUCCUUUGGCUGUGCCACAAAUCAAAGCUGAAGCUGCUUUGACUGAAGAGAAAGUUUAUUUCUGGGGGCAGCAAUUAAAAAAAAAAUACAGAAGCACUAAUGAAAUAUGAUUGCUGAUAUGAUUUUUUGAUUUCCCAGCCCUGCUGUAACUCACAGAGGUCACUGGCUUUUUGCAAAAUUGCUGGCUCACUGAUGGAAAAACAAAAAAACAACUGAUAGAACAAAUUGAGCUGCUAAGAAGGAUCUCCAGCACGAUUAUAAGACAUCAGUCAAAAUUCUUUGCCCCCGAGUGCAAAUGGCUUUACCACAGGAAGGAGGAAAAAGGGAGGAGAAAAGUUUUAAAUGCAAGUUUUAUGUGGAUUAUUUCAUCGUCAAUGAGUACCUUAAGAUUUAUCUGUCAUUUUCACUUCAUGGGGGUCUUGAAAAAUUAGAAGACAUGCGUUUUUUUAUGUUAUUGUCAUGACAUUAUACCUACACUGUGGAUACAGACACAUAGUUCACACAACACAGACAAGACGGGAAGAUGGGAAAUGAAAGUGACCGCGUGACAGGAGAGGAGAGAAAAAGAAGCUCAUGAGAAAAUGUCAGCUGAAGUUUCCUGGAUGCUAAUCACUUAAGUGGGUGAACUCCUCCUGUUGCUGUGUCCCACUAACCACCAACUUGCUAGGCGCACCAUGUAAAAUAUGCCAUGUCAUGCUCUGUGGCUCUCAGCGAGACACACACACACACACACACACACACACACACACACACACACACACACACACACACACACACACACACACACACACUUCUCACCUUUGUCUUCCUGUAGGUUAACUUGGACAAACCGAAGAGAAGAACACCACACACACACACACACACACACACACACACACUGGCCUCUGCCUGUUCUCGCUCUGACAGACUGAACUGGGGAGAGCACGGAUGUGUCAUCAUCUGACCUCUGACCUUCAUGUCCCAGAGGGCAUUGGGGUCUCUCCGUCGGGCCCAGUCUAUACCUCAGUUUCUCAUUCUUAGGGACUGUAUACUUUUGUAAAGGAAUGUACCUAUAAUGAAAAAAAAAGAGUGUUAUUAAGUUGUCCCCAUUUUUCAUUUGAUAGUGGAUGUGUAUAUUGUAUGUUCAUAACCAAGAGUAUAUUUAUUUGUAUUUUCUUUCUCUCUCUUUGAGGGGAAAAGAGAAAAAUUUCAAAUGGUGCAAAAUGCUAUGAUUGUUGUUCUUCUGAUAACUCCUGUAUGGCUUUGACAAAUAGUCUAUGAGGCAGAAUCCCCUGGUUUGUUAGAUGACCACCAAUGGCUCAAGCUCACUUGAUUUUAUAAAUCUUUAGUGCUUUACAAAAUAAGCCAUAGACAGAACUAAUUGGAGAGGGUAAAAGAAGAGGAAAAAAAUAUGUUUUUUGGUUUAAAACUUGCUGUUUGGUAGCUUCUGUGUGUGUGUGUGUGUGUGUGUGUGUGUGUGUGUGUGUGUGUGUGUGUGUGUGUGUGUGACAUAAUUUCUUUAUUGUGAAUAUUCAACAGGUGAGGUGAAAGAAGACAAACUGUGCAAAUACAAAAUGAAACUCUGGACUGUUUGAGAUAUUUUCAGGUAGCGAGACACAUUUUUACAACUUGUUCGACGCCAACCUGUUUGUAGUCGAUGAUGCAGCUUCAUUUUGCAAGUGCCCACAUCUCCAAACUCUCCCCUGCAGUGUGCAGAUGCCCCACUGCAGCUCUUCUUUUGCAAAUAACAAAUUAUGGACAGAGCUUCUGUCAUAUAUUAUCUCUAGAGUGAUUUAAACUUUUUUGGAAAGCUGAGGAUAGGAAAGCAAUUACAUUUACUCAUGCUACGUUCCAAUAAUUCAUUUGAAUGUCCACUGGCUGCCUGGGGAAAGAAAUUAGUUAUGCAUUUGGCAAUUUUGAUAGUUGGUCAUAAAUACAGUUCUCAGCAUUUGCGUCUACAUGAAACUGUCAUAGUAACAGGAGACUUGAUGUUAAAUGAGGAAAUCGGUAUGAAAUAGCCAGAAAAAUAGCCAUUUUCAGAUGCAUUUAAAAAAAAAAAGAUCAGCCAAUAUGUAUAAUAAUGGAUCUUUGAUAGAAACUCUUGUGUAUACUAUGAAAUAAUAUUGCUUGGGAUGGCAAAAAUACCUCGAUUAAUAAUGCAUACAUACCCUGUUAGCUCAUAAUGAAGAUAAAGAGGAUGCCUGGGCGGAGGUUAAUGCACCUCUUUAACUGAAGAUUCAUAGGAACCCAGAAGGGUUGUAAAAAGGGCUAGUAAUAUCUAUGUUUUUGUAGAACACAUUAACUGUGAAUAUUACCCCUCCUGGAAGUACAUGCAGGACUAAAAUUGAAGGCUUGUGAAUUCUUGUUGCCCCUAAAACAGAUACCCAACUGAGUUCUCCUCACACAAAGGGAAAUGUCGGGUGUUUGAUUUAUAAUUAAGUAUCUUCUGAAAAGAAAGCAGACAAUAGCAUCAUAAACAGAAGAGAAAGUGAGCAGUGCAUGUAUCUUACAUAAGAAGGUGGAGGGGUAAAGUUUUCUGGAUUAGUUUAUUUACUUCUCUGUAAACCAAAUCUCCUGGCCCUGAGCCAACCCCAACACACCUUCUAAACAAAGUCACAUUCAUCUGAUAAAAGCCUCUCCUGCACUCAGACAGCAUCUUAGAGGACAGGAGUGAUAGAGGCCUGACUCAAAUCCUCGGGCUUGACAGGUGGUUUUUGGUUUGUGAGGGACAGCAGAAACAACAGUGUUGGCACUCUUUUUAAAAACCUCAGCAGCAGCGUACAUGCUCUCCCAACACCUCCAGUGUCAGGAUGAUGCAUGGCUCAUGCGAGGACACACCAGAGCCCAAAGCUAGACCGUAAACAGGAUAUCAUCCUUUAAUAAGUGGUUCUGACAGGCUGCAUGAUGUUAAUUUAAUUGCUGUCUUCUGAGUGACACAUUUGUUUUCAACAGUAUAAGGAAGGCACAGUGAUGAAUGGCAUGAGCUGAAUAUGAGCAGACUAUCAAUAACAUGCAAUCUAUCAGUGGGUAAUGCAAAUGCCCCCCCCUUGACUGGUCUCUAUACAGUCAUGAGUGUGGUGCGAGAUGAUGUCGUGCCAACUUGUUUGAGUCUCAUUCAUACAUUAACCCACCUGGAUGUGGCUGAACACAAAAUACUUCAUUUCUGUGCUCAUCUGAUUCAAACAUGCAGCAUACUUGACAUUUCUCUGCUGUUUCCUGUUCCUUUAUUAUACGUGGGCCUUUUUUGUUGUUGCACUUAUUAUAAUGUAGUUAACUGACAUGUUGGCAUGUGCCAUAUUCUCUACUGCCAUAAACAUUCUUUAAAGUUUUUUUUUUUUACCUCCCUAUGCCAAUCCAUUGUGCUGUUAUGCCCAAUGCCUUGUUAUCAUAUAUCCGCCCAGAACUAAGCACCGGGCAGAAAAAGCUGCUUUGCCAUCAGCUGUACGGUGUAUUAUGAUCAUGCAUAGAAUCCAUAAGAGAAAGAAGCCGCAGUGCAAACAACUGAAAUUGUUAAUAUAUCCAGUAGCUGCUCUGAACAGCUGCUCGCCAACAAGCCGGCCAGGUUGCCUUUUCUUAGUGUUUAUUGCUACUUAGAUAUACAGUAUAUGGGUAACUCUCACUGCAGGACUGUGCAGGUAAAGCAGGCUACUGUAGCUCCAGAGAUGGAAUUGUACUUACAGCAACAGUGCAUACAAGGGUUUGACUAAAGACAUUGUACCUGAAAUGCUGGUUUCUAGGACCCCAAAGGUACAGACAUUUGGCUUUAGUUCCCAAAUUAUCCUGAAUAUUGAUACGAUAAAAUGUGUAAGAUAUAACAUAAACUGGAUGGGACACUGCAGACUAAAUGUGCAUCUGUGAAUGAUGAUGGUUGCAGGUUGUCAUAGCUCAACAACUAUCCAUUAUGCUAAAAAUAUACAGUCUACAAUAUUGAACUUAAUGAAGAUAAGUGAACACAGAUUUUUGUCUACCACAGCUAGAAACAAGCAUACAAUAGUUUGUAAAUGCAUUUAGGGUUUGUUUCUAGAGAUGAGGGUAUAUUUUGUGGUUUGUAACAGAGAACGUCGCUAAAGUCUUAGUUUCACAGUUUCUAGCUUUGGUAUAGAUUCUUUUCAUGUUCACAAAACCUGCCUGAGCGCCUCGAGGUCAUGCAAAUAUCAACAGGUGGUUUCUUUAAAUUAGUUGUUUCCCUCUAAAGAUUAAAAAAAAGAAGUAAUGUCUGUGCUGCUGUGGUAGCUUUUCACGAGCUGCUUACUUUUAUUGAUAAAAAUGGUGCCAAGCUUAAGAGGUUCAAUUUCUCAGACCAGACAAGAGGUUGUACCAACACAGCGUUUACAAAAAGAAAAAGCAGAAGCUAUUUUUCUCUCGAUCAUGAGGAAACUAAAGGAAAACUAAAUUUACAUGUGGAUAAUUUAUAUCAAAGUCCUCAUUAAUUAUUUCACAAUCUAUUGUACUUUUUAAAUGUUCUGAACGGAACCAUUUUAUAUUGUAUAUAUAUGAAUAUAUUUUGUUUUAUUUUGUACUGUUCAUUGUACUUUGCUUUAAUUUAGAAACAAUAUAAAUAAAGAACAAUACUGUGGCAACAUC
Messenger RNA from Perca fluviatilis (European perch), 6924 nucleotides. RefSeq names its product rhomboid, veinlet-like 1 (Drosophila) (gene rhbdl1). Gene Ontology annotation, cellular component: membrane. Gene Ontology annotation, molecular function: serine-type endopeptidase activity. The transcript is spliced from 8 exons. Bases 681 to 1790 code for a protein of 369 amino acids. The record is from RefSeq and is a predicted model, not a curated record. NCBI's taxonomy places the organism in Eukaryota, Metazoa, Chordata, Actinopteri, Perciformes, Percidae.